CACCUCAUCCCCCGUACACACAACAAACUCCUCUUUUUCUUCCUCCUAGGCAUCGACCAAUUGGUGAAUAUAUCAGGGGCCUAUCUUCCGGCUCUUCAUCGAAUCAACAAUCUCUGGGCUUCUAGGGUAUAAAGUCGCUCCGACAGCUUUUGUUCAUCCUGUCUACCUAUCGCACUACACCCCUCCCCCAAGCUUAAGCUAAGCGCCAGUCACAACAUCGAUUUCUAGCACAACAAGCAAUAACAGCUCAACUGCUUCGUCAACUUACUCAAAAUGACUCUCUACUACAGUCUUGUCUUCUGCCUUUUGGUGUUUGAGAUGGUGGUCUUCAUGGGCCUCAUCAUUCCUCUUCCCUUCACCGUCAAGAGGAAGCUCUUCGCCUUCAUCUCCGAGAGUCCUAUAGUGGCCAAAUUACAAUAUGGGCUGAAGAUCACAUUCAUAUUCAUUCUUAUUCUCUUCAUUGACAGCGUCAACCGCGUCUACCGUGUGCAGCUGGAGUUGGCCUCCUUCAAGGAGGGCGGUCCUAUGGGAGCUGCCGCCCUUGGCACCGACCGCAUGGAAGUCCAGGCCCGCAAGUUUUACUCGCAGCGCAACAUGUACCUGUGCGGCUUCACUCUGUUCCUGUCCCUCAUCCUGAACCGCACCUACACCAUGAUCCUCGAGGUUCUCCGUCUCGAGGACAGAGUCAAGCUUCUCGAGGGCGACAAGCGCGCCGGCGGCAAGGACUCCGCUCGUCUCGCGCAGGCUGGUGAGGUUGGCGAGAUCGGCCGUCUCAAGCAGGAGCUCGAGGCGAAGGACCGUGACAUCGAGACUCUGAAGAAGCAGUGCGAGAACCUGACUGCCGAGUACCACCGAUUGGGUGACCAGGUCUCCGGUGACAACAAGGAUGCCGCUCCCAAGAAGGAUCUGUAAGCAGGUGCAACCUAAACGCACGCCAAAAACGCAGCAUUUCAAUCGCUCUGUCGAUUGUUUGUUGCAACAGAGAGAUGGAGACCUAUGGUCGAAGUCAGGCAUGGGAGAUUGAAGUCGGCGGGCGGGUGCGAGGGGACCCAACUCAAGCAGAUCGGAAUCGCUUGCUCUACGCGGCGUUAAUGACUUUCUUCCUUCCUUUGCAUUUAAGGCGGGAAGACUGUACCAUUUCCUUUCGUGGUUUUCGGUUAUCAUGAGAUUUGAUCUGCGAGAGUUGAGCAUGUUACAUUUUCUAGUCACACACAUUAUGUUUUCAUUGGAGUCUCCUGCUUAGCGGGUUUCCCCUUCAUAGGGAGUGGGUAUCAUGUGUUGUCGAACAAUUAAGAGCCCCCUUCAAGGAUAGGGAGUGGCACACAACAUGAUUAGUUAUAUCUACAAAGAUGGUCCUGGAUUUAGCCUACUUUUCUUAUGGUUCGAGC
This is a messenger RNA of Aspergillus homomorphus CBS 101889, 1388 nucleotides long. RefSeq names its product putative BAP31 domain protein. Gene Ontology annotation, biological process: endoplasmic reticulum to Golgi vesicle-mediated transport; intracellular protein transport. Lineage: Eukaryota; Fungi; Ascomycota; Eurotiomycetes; Eurotiales; Aspergillaceae. Gene Ontology annotation, cellular component: endoplasmic reticulum membrane; endoplasmic reticulum. The transcript has 4 exons. The record is from RefSeq and is a predicted model, not a curated record. The coding region runs from base 274 to 912 and encodes 212 amino acids.